CUCCUGUAGACCGUUGUUAAUUGUUUAAACCACGAUGUAGAUACACUAAAACAAUGAAACAGGAUUGUUUCUUAAUCGGUUUUGUUGAUUGUAUUACCGGUAGUUGACAAAGUGCUUCUUAAGUAUUGAAGCGAUUAACAUGUUGUGCAUUCGUAAGCCUACGCUGUUAUGUUUUCUGUUACAUUUGUAGAGAAAUUUUAAGCACCCGUGCCCGCUGCCGUGUGGUUUUGUAGCAAACUACGAGUGCUCGACAAUGGUUGAAGUCCCGCUGAAUGUUGGACUUCCACCGCCCGUACCAAACAACUUUCAAUGCCUGAGCGAAAAUUUCGAUUCUCUGCAUUGUCGAUGGGAUGCGAGAGUGGAGCAUCAGAAAGAAUUUUCUAUGUUUACACAAAAAAUGCCAACAUCCGAGAUUUAUUUUCAACCUGUUUACAAUGAUAUCAACUGUGGCAAUGGUACCUACUUCGGUUGUUCCCCACAUCAUUCGGAAAGAUGGUGCGACAUAAAUGACACUGAGAUAAAGUUACACAAGCUAAUCAAAUUGCAUCCAUUUACCUGUCCUUUCACAAUAACCUUAGAUGUCACAAAUGAAUUCGGAAAAACAAAAACGGAUCUUGAUUACAUAGGAAGAGCAAUUCCUCGAUCCCCCUUGGCAGUGCUGGCACACAGUAAAUAUACAAAUGAUAAAACUGAAGUUGUUUUGAUCAUUGUAGUCAAUAUUGCGGAAGAUGAUGUACAGAAAUAUUAUCGAGAAUUAUCUUAUGAGGUUGCAGUGAAAUACACAAAAACUUCAAUUGAUGCAACAAACUAUCUUUUAAACCAACAAAAAGAUGUUUCGGAUUCUGCGUUUUGGGAAGAAUGGAAACUUUAUCCUGAGGUUGCCUUUUCACAUAGAAAGGAGAGUGAAGAUUUAGAAUAUUGGGAAAAUGCUAAAAUAUAUAAGCAGCAGCAAUUACAGGGUAAUAUAUUCCACAUCACCAAUGCUUGUCCUAACACAACUGUAGCUGUGCGCGCAAGGCUAAAAGCCACACAUUGGAGUUACUGGGCCCAAUAUGAUGUAGGAUAUGAUGUCCCCAAACCUUUAUAUGGCGGAUACACAUACAGUAAAACUGUAAAGACAUUUCAAGUCAUUCCCCCAAGUCCUGAAAUAUUCAUCUUUUGGCUUCAUGAUGAUGCGGAAACUGCUGUCUUUCAAAGCAUGCCAUCCAACAAAAGAGUAAUGAUCAUAAUUAUGUCAAUGCCAUUUCAAUUAACAUCCAACAAAGCAGACAGCAUUAAAAUAUCUGGAACCUGUCUUAGCAUUGAAAGGCAUUCAAACCAAACCUGUUCACUUUCUGCUCAAUCUAUCAACCAUAUUGGUGUUUCCCAGCCAAGCACAGUGGCUGUUCAAGAUACAGAUAUAAAAAUAGUUGAACCAAAUGUGAAGAUUUCAACUUUCGAAAAUUCAACAGCUAUUCUCUCCUUUCAAGUAAAAAGUUCAACAAUUUUGCUCACGGAGGCUUUAAAAAAUAUUGAAGUAAAUGUCUUUUUUUGGAAAUAUGAAGCCAUCAGUUCAACUCUUAACCUGCAAAAUUUUGCUAAUAUUGAGAGGAAAUCAAGCGUUAUAACUGAAAAUAUACACAACAACUUGAUGGUCAGUUUGAAUAAGAGUGAAAAUAAAGAGAUGGAAACUAUGAUCGUUUUAAGAGAAAACUCCACAAUUACGGCUCGUAAUUUAGAAAAUCAAAUUGGAUUCUCCACCUGCAUUAUUACCAGAAGGAAAAUACCAAACUUGAAAUGCAGGUUUUCUCACUCAGUGUUGUCGCCAACGUUGUACAAAGUUGGUGUAAGCCUUCGUUUUGAUGGAAUUCAAGGAAAUACUCAAAUGAUAAACGGAGCUGUGUAUUUUAAAACCAAAGCUCCAUCUAGUGCGCCAGAUAUGCUGCAUCAUAAAUUUGAUUCGUCAACUGAAUUGUUUGUUUCUUGGCGUGGCGUCUCAUUGGUUGAUUCAAACGGACCAAUCACAGCUUACCAUGUUUACUUGUUUGAUGCUAUGACUUGUGGGGAUCCAGCAAACAAAAUGUCAAUGACUUGUUCUGCUUAUUGCUCAAGUCCAAUCAAAAUGUCCACAUUUCAUGUUACAAGUAUUGCCAACAACUCAACCAAAGAUAGAAAUUAUUUAAGUGCGGAAGACAUAAAGAAAUUUUCAAUUCCACAAAUUAUGUCUUUGAAACUUAAAGACUUAAACUCAUCCGUUGCAUAUUAUGUUCGUAUAUCAGCUGUGAAUGAUGCAGGGGAAGGUCCAUGUUCUGCACAACUCACUAUCCUACCGACUGAACAAUUAAACUUGAUAAUUACCGCUGUGUGUCUUGUGCUGGUUAUUGUAGUUUUUCUAACCGUGCUGAAAUGGCAAUGGACAAGAAUUAAAGCCAUAGUUUGGCCUUCUGUUUCUGCUCCUCAAAUUUUUAUUGACAUGGCUGUUAACUCGCAACUAAUACAAGCACUAGCUCCUGAAAGAGGUGAAACGUGUGAUCUUAUGGAAGCUAAACAUAUGAUACACAUUCAGAAAACGCAUUUAAACAAUGAGAAUGAUUCGGCAAAGGCUACAGCAGAUUCAGCAUCGUUCAAUAUUCCGGAUGAAAACGAAGCCAUUUAUAUCGAAGAUGAUGUAUUUGAUUAUGUGAGCGUAAAUGACCCAAAGAUAAACAGCACAAACCUAGAAAGCACAGAAUGCAACGGUGACUACAUUUACACAGAAGUUGUGAAUCGUAUGUACUCUGGUUCAGAUGCUGUGGUCGAUGCGCCAGAUGACGAACGAAGUUACAUCACCAGCAAUGAAGCACUUUCAAUGGGGUUGGCUUUAAAGGCGUAACUCAAUGUUCACACAUAAAUGAGCCGUGGAUUUGAAAUCACCACCAAGCUUUAUGCUUGAUAACACACUUUGUUGUUUGAGAGAAGAUAGAAAACCUUGAGAUGCUUGGUCAAAACAAUGUGCAAAACCUUCGGCAAUGAUGCAAAACCUUUGAUAUUUCUUUUAAGGAACUAAUAUUCUGAAUUUGUACAGCCUAAUUAAUCUAUUUCUUUAUUUUAAAAAAGGGUUUACGAACAGGAACCGAAAAUUUGAUUUCAUUAGAGGAGGGUGGGACAAAGUGUAUUUAACCUUAUCGCUGCCACAGAUGUAAAAACUGUUUAUUUUGCGUUGUAGGCAUCUGGAAGAUUUUAUUUUACCAUAGAGGAUGGUACAAGGUGAUGCAACUAUAAACAAAUGUAAGAAGAACCUGAAACGCCCAAAACGGACACGAUUUUUUUUAGUAAAACAUCCCUUUUUCAGUCUAAAACAACUACAACUUCCAACUUGAUUGACGUUGUAUAAUAUAAUGAGAAAUGACUAAGCUUUCUAAAACAAAGAACUAAUCAUCGUAGCUUUGUGUUUAAUCUAAUAAAUGUUGAUAAGUUAAAUACAAACAAAUUACAAAAAAAAA
Messenger RNA from Ciona intestinalis (vase tunicate), 3461 nucleotides. The record is from RefSeq and is a predicted model, not a curated record. NCBI's taxonomy places the organism in Eukaryota, Metazoa, Chordata, Ascidiacea, Phlebobranchia, Cionidae.